Molecule: messenger RNA, 1446 nt
Organism: Hevea brasiliensis (rubber tree)
Lineage: Eukaryota; Viridiplantae; Streptophyta; Magnoliopsida; Malpighiales; Euphorbiaceae
Product: WAT1-related protein At5g40240
Exons: 8
Coding region: 280-1353 (357 amino acids)
Cellular component (GO): plasma membrane
Molecular function (GO): transmembrane transporter activity
Source: RefSeq, a predicted model, not a curated record
UUUCAAUUUCAUCUCGAAAUCAAGACUGCAACUUGCCCAUGUCCUGUCUAAUCUUGUGGUCCAUAAAUAUUGCCUAUGAGUUAUUUGUCAAAUUAAAAACACGUCCUAUGAUCGAGCUGUAUUCUUUGCUUCCUUGUCUUUGAUUUAUGAGGAAGACUACCAAGUGGCUCGGUGAUGGACUCUUGUUGAGCAAGGAGGCAGAGAAGGGGGGGAAAAAUCUUUCAUUAUUUGUGCUCUCAUAGUCCCAUUCAUCAGAAUUCCAGAAUUUGCUGUAAAAAAAUGGAGUUGGCUUCUUGGAUAUGGAAUUUAGCACCCUUUGCUGCAAUGAUAGCAGUGGAGUGCACAGAUGUGGGUGUAUCAACAAUUAGUAAAGCUGCUUUGGCACAAGGAAUGAGCAAAUAUGUUUCAGUUGUUUACUACAAUGCCCUUGCUACUCUCAUCCUUCUUCCUUAUUUCAUCUUCCACAGGAAGAAGAGAGCCCCUAUCACUCUCUCACUUUUGGUUAUAUUCUUCCUUCUUGCCUUAAAUGGGAGUACUGGACAAAUAUUGUUUCUAACUGCUGUCAAAUUGAGUUCCCCUACUCUGUCAUCUGCAAUGGCCAAUCUUAUCCCCAUUUUCACUUUCCUGCUUGCACUAAUUACAAGGAUGGAAACUCUAGAUUUAAGAAGAUCAAGCAGCCAAGCUAAAUCUGCGGGGGCUAUUGUUUCAGUAACAGGAGCAUUCAUAGUGACCCUCUAUAAAGGUCCUGCAGUCUUGAAGAGUCUAACUUCUAACUUUCACCAUGAUCAACUUCUUCUCUCGCAGAAAUCAGAUUGGAUCUUAGGAGGCUUUCUCCUUUUAAUCGUUUGCGUUUUGUCUGCAACAUGGACCGUUGCCCAGGGAGCCACUGUGAAGCAGUACCCAGAAGCAAUGACCAUUGUCUUCUUCUUCACCUUCUUUAUCACGAUCCAAAGUGCCAUCUUCUCACUCAUUUUGGAAAGAAAUCCAAAUGCCUGGAGACUGAAUUCUACCAUUGAAAUUAUAGCCAUUGUAUACACGGCUGUAUUUGGGAGUCUGUUUCGCAUAACUAUUCACACAUGGUGCUUGCACAAGAAGGGACCUGCAUAUGUUGCCAUGUUCAAGCCCUUGGGAAUUGCCAUUGCAGUGUUCAUGACAGUAACAUUCCUAGGUGACACCCUUUAUCUUGGCAGUGUGGUUGGAUCUAUCAUCAUUGCACUUGGAUUUUACAGUGUCAUGUGGGGACAAAUGAAAGAGAGGAACAUGGCUAUGGCUUUGAAUAUUCAACCUUGUAGCUCCCAAUCAUCCAGCCUAAAAGAUCCUCUUCUUCAAAGAGAUGCCACUGAAGAAAUAUAAUGAUAUACAUGUGCAAACAAUCAGUAUAAACAAGUUUAUAAUAUUUUUUUUUUCUUCAAUGCUAUAGUGAAGAAAUUUGUUUUAUGUGUGGAA